AUGAUAUCCACCCCCUCCAAGAAUGAGGCUACCGCCUCUCUCAUCCAGCAGUCAUUCAAACCCUCAGACAACCCAGAACACCCCAGAAUCCAGGCCGUCGUCGACAAGCUCGGCCUCAGCCCACACAUCGAGGGCGGCUACUAUAAGGUCACAGACAUAUCCCCGAGCACCAUCCCGUCCCCGUACCCGCUCACCCCCCGCUCAAAGGAGACCCUCGCCUUGGCUGGCACCUCCGAGGCCGAGAGCGACGCCUCGGUGCGCCUCAUGUCCACGACCAUCUUCUACUACCUCACCCCGAACCGGCCCCAGGGCACCUUCCACGCCAACCGGAGCCGGAUCAUCCACACCCUCCACCACGGCCGCGGCCGCUACGUCCUCAUACACCCGGACGGGCGCCUGGAGACCUUCGUCGUCGGAUCCAACAUCGACGCCGGCGAGAGGCUGUCCUGGGUGGUCGAGGGCGGGGUGUGGAAGGCCAGCUUCCUCCUCCCCAGCGAGGAGGCGGACACCGGCGAGGAAGGGCUUCUCAUCUCUGAGACCGUUGUGCCUGGCUUCGAUUACCUGGAUCACGAGUUCCUCACACCGGAAGCUUUCAGUGGCCUGCUUCCUGAAGAUGCCGCCUCCAAGUUGGAGUGGUUAGUAAGGGAGCAGGAGGAGAAUGAGUCGGCAGCCCAGACUGAAACAACUAUUCAAACCGAUAUUCUCGAAGCUGGUGGUUCUCUGGGGAACAAUAUAACCCCACGGCUGUCCCAAGUCAGUUCUUAA
This is a messenger RNA of Clonostachys rhizophaga, 765 nucleotides long. The record is from the annotation of a GenBank genome assembly. Lineage: Eukaryota; Fungi; Ascomycota; Sordariomycetes; Hypocreales; Bionectriaceae.